Molecule: messenger RNA, 4174 nt
Organism: Tarenaya hassleriana
Lineage: Eukaryota; Viridiplantae; Streptophyta; Magnoliopsida; Brassicales; Cleomaceae
Product: probable phospholipid-transporting ATPase 8
Exons: 13
Coding region: 410-4018 (1202 amino acids)
Biological process (GO): phospholipid translocation
Cellular component (GO): plasma membrane
Molecular function (GO): ATPase-coupled intramembrane lipid carrier activity; ATP hydrolysis activity; magnesium ion binding
Source: RefSeq, a predicted model, not a curated record
AAAAAAGAAAAAAAAAAGCGAAAAAGAAAUCGGAAAAGUUUCGCCUCUGUUCACGUCGUUUCUCUUGUCGUUUACUUACAGAAGAGGCAAAGCUGAAGGCCGCUCUCGGAGCUCACACUCUCUCUAGGAUCUCACUUUAUUCUAGGGUUUUCUUCGUUUAAUCUCGCAAGGAAGAGAUCUCCGGGAACUUUGGAACCAAGCAUUACAUUGGAUCGUACGCCGUAAUUUUCAGCGGUGAAGAUUGCGUUUACGUGGGGUUUGGUUUGUGAUUUGGUCCCAGGAAAACGAGCAAGGGGAAUGGGGAUGGUAGUUUCAAGACAACUCGGGCUUGUUCUGUUUGAUUUCUAGAGAUAUUUUUUUUCUGGAGAAUCAAGGGAAAGGCCUGUUGUUAGUUCAUACGCUCAAAAAGAUGCGAGGAGAGAGGAGAAAAGGGUUGCGUCUGAGCAAAUUGUACUCGUUCGUGUGUUUUAGACCUUUCUCAAGGGAUGAUCAUUCUCAAAUCGGGCAAAGAGGUUACUCAAGAGUUGUGUUCUGUAAUGAUCCCGACAAUCCUGAGGCCCUUCAGCUUAAUUACAGAGGGAAUUAUGUGUCAACUACAAAGUACACAGCCGCCAAUUUCAUACCCAAGUCGCUGUUUGAGCAGUUUAGGAGGGUUGCUAACAUCUACUUUCUCGUCGUGGCCUUUGUUUCAUUCAGUCCUUUGGCACCUUACACUGCCCCAAGUGUUCUUGCCCCUUUGAUAGUUGUAAUUGGUGCUACUAUGGUUAAGGAAGGAAUCGAAGAUUGGAGGCGAAGAAAACAAGAUGUUGAAGCUAACAAUAGGAAGGUUGAAGUUUAUGGCAAAAACUACACUUUUGUCGAAACUAAGUGGAAAGACCUUCGUGUUGGGGAUCUAGUUCGGGUUCACAAGGACAGUUACUUUCCAGCGGAUCUGCUUCUUCUUUCUUCUAGCUAUGAUGAUGGGAUUUGUUAUGUUGAGACCAUGAACCUUGAUGGGGAGACUAAUUUGAAGUUAAAGAAUGCCUUGGAGAUCACUUCGUCGUUGAAUGAUGAAGAAUCUCUCAAGAACUUCAGGGCAGUAAUCAAAUGCGAGGACCCAAAUGAGCAUCUUUAUUCUUUUGUGGGAACACUCAACUAUGAUGGAAAACAGUACCCGCUCUCUCCACAGCAGAUACUUUUGAGGGAUUCAAAACUGAAAAAUACAGAUUGCGUCCAUGGUGUUGUUGUUUUCACUGGUCAUGACACCAAAGUGAUGCAGAAUGCUACUGACCCACCUUCCAAGAGGAGCAAGAUUGAGAGAAAAAUGGACAAGAUCAUUUACGUCCUUUUCAGUAUCUUGAUUUUGAUAGCAUUUACUGGAUCUGUGUUCUUUGGGAUUGCAACAAGGAAAGAUAUCAGCAAUAGUGAAAAAUUAAGAAGAUGGUAUCUUAGACCGGAUCAGACGACUGUAUUUUAUGACCCACGAAAAGCAAUUCUUGCUGCUUUCUUUCAUUUCUUGACUGCUCUAAUGUUAUAUGGGUACUUAAUACCCAUAUCAUUAUAUGUUUCCAUUGAGAUUGUCAAGGUUUUACAGAGUGUUUUCAUUAACCAAGACCAAGAGAUGUAUCAUGAGGAGACAGACAGGCCUGCCCGUGCUAGGACAUCCAAUCUUAAUGAGGAACUUGGUCAAGUUGAUACAAUCCUUUCCGAUAAAACGGGCACUCUGACGUGCAAUUCCAUGGAGUUUGUUAAAUGUUCAAUUGCUGGAAUUCCUUAUGGACGCGGUAUGACAGAAGUCGAGACAGCUUUGAGAAAGAGAAAGGACAUGCCUCAAGAAAUUGAUGAUUCUAUGUCUAGUAAGGAUCCAACUGCAAAGUCAAUGAAAUCAGUUAAAGGAUUUAACUUUUGGGAUGAGAGAAUAUUCGACGGGCAAUGGGUUAAUCAACCUCGUGCAGAUAUCAUCCAGAAGUUCUUCAGGGUAUUGGCUAUUUGUCACACAGCUAUUCCCGAUGUAAACGGAGAUACAGGGGAAAUAGCAUAUGAAGCAGAGUCACCCGAUGAAGCUGCAUUUGUUAUAGCUUCUAGAGAGCUUGGAUUUGAAUUCUUUGCAAGGACUCAAACUAAUAUAUCCUUGCAUGAACUUGAUCACAUGACCAGUGAAAAUGUUGACAGAGUAUAUGAGCUUCUUCAUGUCCUGGAGUUCAGCAGUUCCCGAAAAAGAAUGUCUGUGGUUGUACGGAAUCCAGAAAACCAUCUCUUACUUCUUUCCAAAGGGGCAGACAGUGUGAUGUUUGAAAGACUUGCAAAACAUGGGCGGCAAUUUGAGACUGAAACAAAAGAACACAUCAAGAGGUAUGCUGAAGCAGGUUUAAGAACCUUGGUCAUUACAUACCGAGAACUCGAUGAGGAUGAGUACAGAAUGUGGGAAGAGGAGUUUAAGAAGGCCAAAACUUCUGUCUCUGCAGAGAGAGAUGCUUUAAUAGAUUCAGCUGCUGAUAAGAUAGAGCGAGACUUGAUCCUUCUUGGUGCUACUGCAGUGGAAGACAAACUGCAAAAGGGUGUUCCAGAGUGUAUUGACAAGUUAUCUCAGGCCGGGAUCAAAAUAUGGGUAUUAACGGGUGAUAAGACAGAAACUGCUAUAAAUAUUGGAUAUGCUUGUCGUCUCCUACGAGAAGACAUGAAUCAGAUUUUGGUAACUUUAGAUUCACCCGAUAUUGAAGCCUUAGAGAAACAAGGCGCCAAGGAUGCUGUCUCAAAGGCUUCUUUCGAAAGUAUAAAGAAACAGAUUAGGGAUGGGAUGUCACAAAUCACUGCAGCAAGUGAGAUUUCAGCUAAAGAAGGUCUGAAAACGUUUGCUUUAGUGAUAGAUGGAAAGUCAUUGGCUUUUGCUUUGGACAAGAAGCUGGAGAAAGAAUUCUUGGGACUUGCAAUUUGUUGCAACUCCGUUAUAUGCUGCCGGUCUUCACCAAAGCAAAAGGCUCUUGUUACAAGAAUGGUGAAAACUGGGACAGGUAGAACAACACUGGCCAUUGGAGAUGGCGCAAAUGAUGUUGGAAUGCUUCAAGAGGCUGAUAUUGGAGUUGGGAUUAGUGGUGCUGAAGGAAUGCAGGCUGUGAUGGCUAGUGAUUUUGCGAUUGCUCAGUUCCGAUUCCUGGAACGCUUAUUGCUGGUUCAUGGCCAUUGGUGUUACAGACGAAUAGCGAUGAUGAUAUGCUACUUCUUCUACAAGAACCUAACUUUCGGGUUCACGCUGUUUUGGUAUGAGGCAUUUGCUUCCUUCUCUGGGAAACCAGCUUAUAAUGACUGGUACAUGUCGUGUUAUAACGUCUUCUUCACUUCCCUUCCCGUCAUUGCCCUUGGAGUUUUUGAUCAGGACGUCUCUGCUCGUCUCUGUCUCAAGUAUCCGCUGCUAUACCAAGAGGGAGUUCAAAACAUACUCUUCAAUUGGGCACGGAUCCUCGGGUGGAUGGCUAAUGGAAUCCUCAGCUCGAUGAUCAUCUUCUUCCUCACCAUCAACUCCAUGGCCGCUCAAGCUUUCCGCCGUGAUGGAAGAGUAGUAGACUACUCGGUCCUAGGCGUAACAAUGUACUCAUCCGUGGUCUGGACAGUGAACUGCCAAAUGGCUCUGUCCAUAAACUACUUCACUUGGAUCCAACACUUGUUCAUAUGGGGAAGCAUCGGUUUCUGGUACUUGUUCCUCGUCGUCUAUGGCUCGCUCCCGCCUACGUUCUCCACUACUGCUUUCAGGGUCCUCGUUGAAACCUCGGCCCCGAGCCUGUACUGCUGGUUAACCCUCGUGCUAGUCGUUGUCUCGGCCCUUUCCCCGUAUUUCUCUUACAGGGCGUUUCAGAUCAAUUUCAGACCGAUGUACCAUGAGGUCAUAGUGGAAAGGAGGAGAACCGAACGGCCACUGCCACUGCCACUGCCACUGCCACUGCCACAGGAGGAGACAGAUAUCUCCGGUGAGCUUCCGACACCAGUGGAAUUCACUCUGCAUCAUCUUAAAGCUAACUUGUCUAGAAGAAACUCUUGGAACUGAUGCUGUCUGUUUGCCUGUUUGUGUGUUUUUGUGUGUGUGUAUUCUUUUAUGAUGUAGGGAGGGAUGUUUUCCUUUGUAGGUUUGCGCGUUUAGAUAGUUUUAGCACUUUCUCUACGAUGAGAAUUAAUGGUAAUUAGAGUGUGUGAUUUGUGUUAA